AUGGCGACCGUGACAAGCGCCCCGUCGGACCUGCCGUUGGAACAGCUCGCUCUCUACCAGGCCUCCGAUCCCUACCUGUCCUCCGUUUUCGUUUUCUACGGUCCCGUCGCGACCGCAAAUGCCACCGUCAGUAGCUCGCGCAUCCAGGCGCAUGUCUUGACCCCCGCCGGCUUCCAGAGCUAUCCGCGCAUCACCGUCUCCCCCGCCGCCCCGUUGUACGCCGCCGUCAACCACCUCCCCCGCGAGAAACAAGGCGAUGAAGUAUGUCGCGGUCUGGCUGUGGGAAUGCUGAAAUAUUUCGCCGACCUGUCGGACCCCGCAAAGGACUGUCUGCAGGCCUUCGCGCGUUCCGGCAAGCCGGGGGGUCAGAUUCCUAAGCUCUUCGACGAGAUGCAUGCCGCCGAUCUGGCAAAUCGCAUGACAAGGGUGGAAUACACGGCCGACAUCGUGCGCGACAUCCGUGGCGCCUUCCAGGAGCGCAAGGUUCCCUGGGUAGAUCUCGAUGUCGUGUUUCCCCCGGGCAUCAUCCAACCACCGCAGCGACCUGGGGAGGACGACCUGGAUGAUCUGGCGGACAUGGAGGACCCUCCCGACACCCAGUAUGGCCAGUAUUCGUUGCUCGUUCAAUCGCUGGGGAAACCUGUGUUCUUGCCGACAUCGCGACUGAAGCGAGCCCCGUCCCAGCCCACGAAGGUCAAUCGAUCCCGUGUCUUCUCGACGAGCCAGAAACAGGCGUUCCGCUUGACGAUGUGUGAGUUUGUGGAUACGGAGGAAAGAUAUGUGAACAAACUAUUUACCCUGGUGCGCAAUGUGGCGGAGGAAUUCCGCAUCAAGGCUCAAGGAAGAGGGUCAUCCAGCACCAGCCCCACCGAAUCAGAUCUGGCCAAGCUGUUCCCCCCAUGUCUGAACGCGAUUCUCGAAGUCAACAUGGGGUUCCUGGAGGUGAUCCGUCUGGUCCUCGAGGAAACAGAGAGGGAGGCGAUCGAGGAUAUGACACGGGACACCGAACUGUCUUCGUCCAUGUCGCAACGCACCCCGUCAAGGGACGACAGAGAGGAUCCGGUUGGUGCAGUGGUAUUAGCCAACGCGCUUCUCGAAUGGUUUCCUCGAUUCUCGGAGCCCUACGCCGAUUACAUGAAUGCUCAUAACAGCUUUACGCAGGUGCUGAAUUCUUUCAUGAAGGAUAAGCAGUCUAGUUUCUCCAAGCGCGUGCAUGACACCGGAGAGCAGAUGCUCCGGUCCUUACUGAUGGAGCCCGUGCAGCGUCUGCCCCGGUACAGUCUCUUGAUUGACACCAUGAUGAAGAGCCUCCCGUUGGUCCAUCCGGCCAUCCGACCUUUUUUGAAAUCCCGGGACGUCAUCAAUGAGAUUUGUGCUCUGGAUGACUCGUCGUCAACGAACCACGACCUCAGUUUUCGCCGACUAAAGGAGUUAGUAGACGGGUGGCCGUCCACGAUACUGCCUUCUAGCCGAUUGAUCACAGCGGUGGAUUUCAAUGAGCUGUCGCCCCCUUACCAUGUGGAUCCACCGUCGUUGGACCCCAACCCUGGCAUCAUGUUGGUUUACAAGAAUUGCCUGGUGUUGCUGGCGAAGGCUGCGGGCAGCAAAAUCAUGGCGCGAGGCUUGCUGGCAGAGCUGGAUAACGCUGCUUCCGCCACCAGUGGCUCCCCGGCAUCGCUGCCCCCCAAUGAAAUCCGAGUCGUGCAGGUGUACGAUCUUCACACCGUACGUUGUACGCAAUCUAGCUGUGGGCGGAUCCUGUUUCUCGCUCCCACGGCCGCCAAAUCGAGGCCCAACCAGAAUACGACGGUGGAUCUUCUAGCGUUAGAGCUGACUUCGACUCACGAGGGCCGCGCCGUUCGCGUCAUCGAAGACAUUGUCAAGGCCAAGAUUGCAGGUCGCUUUACCGAGGCGGAAAGAGAGAAUGGCAAGUGGUCUCUGCGCAGCCCGACAGGUACCGUCGAAAAUCUUGGCAUCUUUGCGUGCGUGUUUGAGGAGGAAGAGAGCAAGGAAGACGGACCGGGGUCGCUGAUGAACAGGGUCGGCAUGUCCAAAAUCCGUGUUGUGUUUGACACCCCCCGAGCCACGAGCAGGACAAUAUUGGAUUCUUCGGAUCUAGAGGUGAUUGUCGGAAUAACCGUGUCGGGUGAAGACCAAUUUCGAGUGGACAUAGACACCAUAGUUGGCACCGCGUCCUCAGAUAUCGUCACGGCGGAUAGUUUCGUGCCCGUUCUCUCCAAGCGUCUCCUGAACGUGCUUUUGCCCUUGCAUGGCCCUCAAAAUCGGACCAUGACUGAGUCUAUCGUUCACUCCAACUUCGAGAUCCUCCGCUAUCUGGCCGGCUAUCUCAUGCCACAGCUGAAGACACCCCGUGGGUUCCGACCUCCUUCCCCGUCCAAAUUACUUUCGAGCCUUCUCGGAGGGAAUCAAUCAAAAGAGACGCACACGUCGAGCUCCAAAACACCCACCUCUGCGACUCUGCUAGGCGAAUUUCCCAAGAUGCCGCCACCCCGUGGUAACAUGUCGCGUUCCAACACCCUGCCCUCUGUCUUUCCGACAAAGGAGGACAAGAAAGAGGAAACCCCAAGCAAGAUUUCCAUGGUUAGCGCAUCGCCCUCGAAAGAGUCGGAAAGCCCAUUUAGCGUGCUUGAACAAGCAUUCGCCGCUUAUGUUCUUGCGUUGCAGUCACGCAGUGGCAACAUCGUUGGCCGUACGCUGCGGGCAAGGGACAAUGUCGACCGCUCCGCCGUCAAUGAGCUCUACAAUGUCUUACUGGAAGACCCGGGCAAAAUUCAGAUGGCGGCCGAGGUGCCCGUUGACACGCUCUUCGUGGCUUUCGAGACCUUCAUGGCAAACGCCUGGCGGGAGCAGAUGGGGCCCGUUCUAGAUCCAUCCUCGAUGAAGCUUCUUCAAAGUCAUUUCGACACCAUGUUCCCCCGGGAUUUUGACGACAAUUUUCGCAGGUUUUUAGCAGAUAUGAGCCCGCAGAACCGCCGUGCAUUAGCCUCCUUGGUGCGAUUACUGGCCGAACUACUCGAUGCCUCUGGCAACGACGGGGACCGAGGGGCUUUGACCGCAGCUUUUGCCGAAGUCCUAACGGUUGAGGGGGACCCGAUGCAACAUAUCUCUCUGCUGGACCGAUUAGUUGAUGACUUCGACAACCUCUUCGACGAAUUUAUCCCCGGAGGUGCCUCGGUGGAGGGGGCCUUGAGCUGCGAUCAGACACUAUCUGUGUCGCAAACUGCCGGGUCCAUGAACUCUAACGCGUCCUCCUUUCGCAAGCGAUUUGGCUUUGGCCUACAUCGAGAAAAUUCCAAGGUGGAAGGAGAGAGCAAGGUCUCGUCGAUCUUGCGGACCCUCAGCAAAAGCAAAAACGCCAACGACUCCGAGGCCAAUACUCCCAGGAACUCUCUGCUGCGUUCGAAAUCAAUCGAUGUAGACACCAGCUUAGCCCAUUUGCUGCGCCCCGGCUCUCGCGAUCGAACGGGCGCCUCCAUCUCCCAGGAAAACAUCCGACGGCCAGGUAGCUCCCAAGAAGAGACCGCAUCGCUGUCCUCGAUCCGAGGCAUAUCAACAAACGGGGUAGUGAAAGUGCGCCGGAAGAGACGGAGCUCUUUGUCGGAUUUGAGACCGGGGACGGCCUCAAGUGAUGCUUCCGGUGUGUCCCCGGGUCAAGCGCAGAGGCCGACGACUCCAGCGUCCUCGUCGAAUCUUGCCCAAGCUGAAGCAAUGACCCCUUCAAAGCAAGAUCGUCCGCAAACCAGCCAUGGUUCCGGAUCCACGGUUCGGAGCACGUCUCCUGCAAAGAGUAGCUCCCCGAUCCGGUUGACCUCCCCGAGCCGGCGAUCUCCCACACGCCCCGUUACCCCCAGUCGAAAAGAAAACAUCGACCCAAAGCUAUCGCAGACAGAACGCUCUCCCAGGAAGAAGGGGGACGCAUCUGUGUCACCGACGGGGGAGCUCAAAAGACGAUCCCGAGCUACCAGCAUACCUUCCUCGAGACAUCCCGGCUUGAAAGAGCGUGCGGUUCCGAUUAACGGGUCUGAUACAAAGCGUCCUUCAAGUUCAUCAUCCCCCCAGAAACCGCAAAAGCUGCGGAUGCAAAGUCCACAAAAGCUUCGAGACCGUCUGCAAAAUGAAAAAAGGAGCCAGGCCACCGCACAGCUUGGGUUGAAAGAUGAACUAGACCUCAUCGGCGAUGAACUACGGGCGCUCAGGCUCGGACCUCGGGCAGAGGAGAGCAACAAAUUACUAGGGGAUCCGCUUUUCCCAGAUGCAAGCGCAGCCCUUCUAUCACGGGUUCAGGAUCUUGAGAGGAAAUUCGAAUCGCUCUCCGGAGAGCUCCAGGGACGCACGACAUCCAUCGAGAAGGACUUGGAGUCAUCCCUGGUGGUCAGCGAGAAGCGAGCCAAAAAGCUUGACGAGCUCUAUCGGGAAGCCAGCGCCGAGAACGAGGCCCUGUAUGAUCGGUUCAACUCGGAGCUGAGCAAGAUCUCCAAAGAGGUGCGGACAGGCAAUGCCGAAGACGCAAUCAAAUCUCAACUGUCGUCCGCACUAGACGAUAUCGGGAGAUUGAAGAAGGAGAAUUUCCGACUCAAGCGAGAAGUCGCCGGCUUACGGGCCCAGCAAGCCGCGGUAGCCCUGCUGAAGGCGAGUGAAUAG
Aspergillus steynii IBT 23096 is the source of this 4662-nucleotide messenger RNA. RefSeq names its product putative Rho guanyl nucleotide exchange factor. The transcript has 3 exons. NCBI's taxonomy places the organism in Eukaryota, Fungi, Ascomycota, Eurotiomycetes, Eurotiales, Aspergillaceae. Gene Ontology annotation, molecular function: guanyl-nucleotide exchange factor activity. The coding region runs from base 1 to 4662 and encodes 1553 amino acids. The record is from RefSeq and is a predicted model, not a curated record.